AUGUCUACAGACACUCGAAGCAACCCCGAUCGGGCAGCUUCCUCAAAGAGGAAGACCCGGGAUGGGUCGGAAGAUGUUCCCCCGGCCAGCAAAAAGGUGCAGCGCAAGGCAGACAAAGCAGAUGACCAAGUCCAAUUUGUGGACUUCGACAGCAAAAGCAGCAAAGGCAAUGCAUCAAAGCCCAAAGUGACCCGGAAAUUCAAGGACAAAUUUGCCCCCAAACCGGAAAAGGAAUACCCAUCGAUCAACGAUCUCAAGAAGCGAAUUCGCGAUGUGAAACGACUACUCAACAAAGUGGACCUGUCUGCCGAUGCUCGCAUCUUGCAGGAACGUGCUCUUGCUGGAUAUGAACAAGAUCUUGCGGAUGAAACUACACGCAGAGAACGAUCAUCACUGAUCAAAAAAUAUCACUUUGUCCGAUUCCUUGACCGCAAAACUGCCACCAAGGAACUCAACCGACUUACGCGCCGUGAGAAGGAAGAAGGUCUGGAUUCGAAGCAGAAGGCUCGUCUUGCGGCAAAAAUCCACAACUGCCAAGUGAACCUCAACUACGCGAUCUACUAUCCCCUCACGGAGAAAUACAUUUCAAUCUACCCCAAUGGAAAGGCUGAUACAACGGAUCCGACGUCAGAAUUGCAAUCGGAGGAAACCAAAUCCAAGAAUGGCAAGCCCCCGUUGUGGCCUGUCGUUGAGAAGUGCAUGGAAGAGAAGACACUGGACCUUCUUCGUAAUGGAAAGUUGCACAUCAACGCCAAAGGAGAGAAGAUCCAAACUGUGUCGUCUGGCACAGCUACUGCUAAAGAUACCCAGAAGGAGAAGAGCAAGAAGAAAGAGCACCAGAAAGAGAUCAAGGCUGCUACCCAAAAGGACAAGCAUCUUUCCAGAGAUGACAAGAAUAACAGCAAGAAGGAGAAGCCUGCACGCAGUGAGCGGUCCUCCAAGAAAGAUGAGGCACCACAACAAGUCAAUCAGGAGGAUCAAGAUGAUAGCGAUGGUGGUUUCUUUGAGUAA
Molecule: messenger RNA, 1011 nt
Organism: Penicillium griseofulvum
Lineage: Eukaryota; Fungi; Ascomycota; Eurotiomycetes; Eurotiales; Aspergillaceae
Product: Efg1 domain-containing protein
Exons: 2
Coding region: 1-1011 (336 amino acids)
Biological process (GO): maturation of SSU-rRNA from tricistronic rRNA transcript (SSU-rRNA, 5.8S rRNA, LSU-rRNA)
Cellular component (GO): nucleolus; preribosome, small subunit precursor
Source: RefSeq, a predicted model, not a curated record